Messenger RNA from Odontomachus brunneus, 2126 nucleotides. RefSeq names its product testis-expressed protein 10 homolog. The record is from RefSeq and is a predicted model, not a curated record. NCBI's taxonomy places the organism in Eukaryota, Metazoa, Arthropoda, Insecta, Hymenoptera, Formicidae. Bases 257 to 2095 code for a protein of 612 amino acids. Gene Ontology annotation, cellular component: MLL1 complex; nucleus. The transcript is spliced from 5 exons.
UACUCUGAUUGGUUGUCGUAAUCACUUACAACUACUUACAACCACGUUCACGCAAUUGUAGAAUAGGCUUAAAUCAAGCUUUAAACUGGUUAAACAUAACCUCAAAAAACGUGUUACACGUGUUAUAAUUGUGUGCUUUGUUGAAUUUAUCUGUCAUAUCUUAACUCAUUUUAAUUCUUAUUCUACAUAUCGAAAAGGCAACUUUUCGUGAAAAUUUGUAGUAAGAAACACAUAUUCUAACGAUUAUUUCGACGUCAUGGCUAAGGGUUAUAAGCACUUGAAACGCUUGAGGUCAGAAAAAGCGAAAAUAAAAUUGAGAAGUAAAAUAACGAAGCCGAAGAAUGUCACGGAUACAUCGUUCAAAACAAAGAAAAUUAUAAUACCUAUACAAUUAAAACAGCAUGAUGAAACAGAAAUUCUCAGCACUCGUAAACUCAAUAUCAAAGAUCUGUUAGUGCGUUUUCACCAUCAUAAUGCAGCGGUAAGAGAAGGAGCAUUGAGGGAACUGAAAGAAAUCUUACUAUUUCAUUCAUCAACGACUUUGCAUGCAGAAUUAGGUCCUUUAUUGAAUGGAAUAGCAGCUUUGUCACUAGAUAGAGAGAAAAAUAUACGAAAAGAUUCAUUAUCUGCACUGCGUUCAAUUCUUGAAUGCAUGUCCGAGGAACAGUUGGUGCUAUAUUCGAAAGUUUUAACUUCUUAUUUGAAUUGUGCUAUGACACAUAUUAAUCCAUGUAUAAAGGAGGACUCUUUACAUUUCUUGGAUGUACUUCUGCUUCACUGUGGUAACAUGCUUGCGAAGGAUAGUCGUAAAAUAUUUUCUAACUUUUUAGACAUGAUGUGUAGGUUACACAGUGAUAAUAAGCACAACAGACAAUUAACAAUAAUUACAAAUUUAAAAACCACUAGUGUAAAGUGGAGAAUACAAGUUUUGGAACGUUUAGUUAAUAUGUUCAACUGUGUUCUAAGUGAUCAGAAACUUGAAAGGUCUACAUAUUCGGGUAUAACAUUGAGAGAAGUAGAAUAUUGUGAAUUUCUUCCAGUUUAUGGCGGUAGUUCAGCUAAACCUUGUGAAAUCAAUUUUAACGACGAUAUGGACUCGGUAACGAGAACAGGAGAAACUUUACCCAUGGAAGAAUUCAUUAAAUAUGUAGAUACAUUGAUGUCACUAAUGUUUGAUAUAUGGCUAGAAGUAUGUCCAAAUGAGAAGUUUGAGAAUUAUACAGAGACCACGAUUUCCAGCGAUACGUCCGUAUUAUUGAGAGGAAUCACUAAAAUUAUGCAGUCGAUUAUCGAGUACAUCGAAAUGUUGGAUCACGACGAUUACAAGCAUACAAAGCGUUCGUUUAUAGAUAAAUUUCAUAAAUCAUUUAUGAGAAGCUUUUUGUUGAACUUCCCAUACAGAGCAGCAAGUGAAUUUACCAACAAAUCCAAAAAAUGUCAAGAAGAUUAUUCUGAAAUAGAAUCUAACAGUGAAAGAUGCUUAGAACAGAAUUUGGGACUUUGUCAAAUUCAUACAUGGUUCACAUCUUCAAUUGACCACGAUAGUAGCAAAUUUAAUAACACUACCAAAAACUAUUGUCUGUCUAUUAUUAAAUAUUUAAAUAAUACCAUUAAAAAUUGGUGCAUCAACGACAAGUUUGUGUUAUCACAACUAACUAAGCUGCUAAAAACUUUAUUUUUAUCAGCGAGUUCGUCUUGGCACGCGAAUGGUAUUGAUUUAAAUCAAACUUUGCAACUGAUUAUAAAAGUGUCCUACCUAUCUAAAAAUGAAUUGCAAUCGAACUUGUCUCUGAUUGUUGGUAAUAUUAUAUUGGAAUGUAAUUUAAAUGAGUUAUACAGAGAAGCAUUUAAAAAGUAUGUUAUAGCUUUACCAAGCUUGCUGCUGAGGCCUAGCAUAAAUGAAGCUACAAUUCGUAUGAUCAGUCAAGUGGCUUUACGUUUUAAACAAUGGAUUCGAGAGGAACUGACGAUAAAACAUAAAGCUAUUAUAGAGAAUGCUCAGAAGAUCGAAAUUAUAGGUUCACACGAUGAUAAAAAGUCAAGACUUAUGAUUUGCAAUCUAUUUUAUUUUCUGGAUGCAGAACUUUAUUACUAAAUAUAUACAUUUAAUUGGUUAAAAUUGGAAA